Zophobas morio is the source of this 1083-nucleotide messenger RNA. Its product is annotated as mitochondrial dimethyladenosine transferase 1-like. The coding region runs from base 84 to 992 and encodes 302 amino acids. Gene Ontology annotation, biological process: rRNA methylation; transcription initiation at mitochondrial promoter. Gene Ontology annotation, cellular component: mitochondrial matrix. Lineage: Eukaryota; Metazoa; Arthropoda; Insecta; Coleoptera; Tenebrionidae. Gene Ontology annotation, molecular function: rRNA (adenine-N6,N6-)-dimethyltransferase activity; mitochondrial transcription factor activity. The record is from RefSeq and is a predicted model, not a curated record. The transcript has 12 exons.
UUGCGGUGGUACUCCGGUACCGUAGUAUCGUUUAUUUGAUAUUUUAAGUGUGUAAGUUUAAAAAAAAUCUCCUUGAAGAUAAUAUGAGGUUUCCUGAAUUAUAUUCCAUCUCUGAGUUACUAAGAUUGUAUGGAGUUAGUGCCUGUAAAAGUUUAAGUCAAAAUUUUAUAUUGGACAAAAACGUGAACGAUAAAAUAGUUCGCACUUUGGGGGAUCUUAAAGGACAUACAGUUAUUGAAGUGGGAUCUGGUCCUGGUGGCUUAACUAGGUCCAUAUUAAAAGCUGGAGCUCAAAAAGUUAUAGCCGUGGAGAUUGACCAAAGAUUUAUGCCCACUUUGCGCCAACUUCGAGAUGCCAGCUUUAAUAGACUCGAGAUCAUACACUCUGACAUACUCUGCUGGGACAUGGCUCAAACCCUAGACACAAUCGGUUUUAUCAAACAAGAUUGGAGGGAAGUGCCCAAGUUAAGGCUUAUCGGAAACUUACCGUUUGGCAUAACAGCGCCUUUAGUGAAACUUUUUAUGCACAGCGUUGCCGAGAGAAAGAAUGCUUGGGCUUAUGCAAGAGCCGAUAUGACUUUUCUAUUUCAAAGAGAAGUAGCGGAACGCAUGUCUUCGAAUAAUACUUCCAAAGUUUCUGGACGACUGACUCACUUGAUUCAAAGGCUUUGCAGCUGUAAACUUAUAUACAAAGUUCCCCGCGAAGUUUUUGUUCCUUCUCCCGAAGUAGACGGCGCCGUGGUUCGCAUUAUUCCUCAACCGCUCCCCCCCCCGAAGAUAUCGAUGAAGGACUUUGUAACGCUCUCUACACACCUCUUUACCUUUAAAAGAAAAAAAUGUUUGAACGGAUUGGCUCAAUUGACUGAAAGCAAAGAAGACGCGCUAUCAAUACUAAAAGAAGCUGGAGUGGAUGGCAACAUGCGCCCGGAGUUAUUAACGCCCAACCAAAUGGAGGCGCUGGUGACAGCCUAUUACAGCCGUCUAAAAGCGUGAACUUAGGGAAUUAUUAACUUUUUAUUGGUGAGUAUCUCUCGGGCUUCUUUAUUCGUGAAGGGCCAUCUCUCUGUGUCGGACUCGAUUAGGA